AUAUGCGCUAGGAGUAAUAUCAUGGAGAGAUAUUUAAUGCAACACAAUGCCCCCUAAACCUCAGAAACAAAUCUUGAAAAAUUGUCUUCAAGAGCCGUUCAAUUUAAGUUGGCCACAACUGGAAAAAGGUGUCAAUUCAUUUGUUCUUUCAGAGUUAAAAAGAUUCAUCCAGAAACAUCCUGAACUAAAGAAAGUGAGAUCAGCAGGAAAGCGAAAACAAUCUCAAGAGAAGUUGGAAGAUAAAGACUCGCUAAGGAAUCAUAUUUUUACUGGAAUCAACAUCAUCACAAAGAAACUUGAGAGGGGAAGUCUUGAUCUUGUUCUUGUUUGUAAAUCCGCGAAACCUACUCUACUCACUCAACAUCUCAUCCCUCUCUCCGUUACCAGAUCUUCUCCCGCUGCUUGUAUAUCUGGUUUGAGUUCGGCAUUGGGCAGUGAAUUAAAUCUGAAAUCUGUACUCGCUUUUGGAAUAUCUUUACCUGAAAUCGACACUGAAUUAAGAGCUGUUGUUGAUAGCAUAACCCCCAAAUUACCUAAAAUUGAUAUACCUUGGCUAAGAGGGUUGGAAAACGAGAAUCAAACUGUGGAUUUUUCUGAGAAUGGAAACAGAAUUUCCAAACCUGAUUUAGAAGAGAAAAAUUCUGUCGAUAACGAAAAAUUCACUCUGCUGCCGACAAAAAUCUGUAUCAACCAAAGUAUUGCUAACAAAAAAACGAAAAAGGACAAAAACAUUAAAAACUAUUAAAAAUGGCCGACACACGGCGUCGUGUGAA
This is a messenger RNA of Styela clava, 773 nucleotides long. RefSeq names its product ribonuclease P protein subunit p38-like. The record is from RefSeq and is a predicted model, not a curated record. Lineage: Eukaryota; Metazoa; Chordata; Ascidiacea; Stolidobranchia; Styelidae. Gene Ontology annotation, biological process: tRNA 5'-leader removal. Gene Ontology annotation, molecular function: ribonuclease P activity; ribonuclease P RNA binding. Gene Ontology annotation, cellular component: ribonuclease MRP complex; nucleolar ribonuclease P complex; fibrillar center.